Molecule: messenger RNA, 2466 nt
Organism: Rhizophagus irregularis DAOM 181602=DAOM 197198
Lineage: Eukaryota; Fungi; Glomeromycota; Glomeromycetes; Glomerales; Glomeraceae
Biological process (GO): multivesicular body sorting pathway
Cellular component (GO): endosome
Molecular function (GO): protein binding
Source: RefSeq, a predicted model, not a curated record
AAAAUUUUCUUUUUUUUUAUUUACUAGUUUAAAUAAAAAUGACAGGGUCACUAAAUAUUCUUGCUAUUGAUUUUAAACGCACUGAACGUAUUGGGCUAACGACAGCUCUUCGAGAGUAUAUUUCUUAUCAUUAUAAUGAUCACCCAGAUAAUUUUACAGACGAUUUUCGCGUUCUUGAUGAAUUGAGGACUGAUUGUUUAAAUUUGGAAGUACAUCAGAACGCUCUGCAUCGGCUGUUAAAAUAUUACGGACAAUUGGUUUUUAUCGGAUCAAAGUUUCCAAUUGAUUUCGGUAUAGAGUUUCCUUGGUAUUCAGCUUUUUCCGAUGAAAAAAAACCAAUUUCACAUCGUAAUUUUUUUUAUGAGAAAGCAUCUGUGUUAUUCAAUAUUGGUGCUAUGUAUAGCCAACUUGGCGUCUCUGAAAAUAGAACAACUCCUGAGGGAGUCAAAAGAGCAUGCCAGCACUUUCAAUAUGCUGCCGGAUGCUUCAAACAUUUGGAUGGAGUUAUAAUACCAGAAAUGCGUAUUACACCACCUUUAGAUAUGUCAUCCGAGACAUUAAACGUAUUGAUUAAUACAAUGCUUGCACAAGCUCAAGAAUGCUUUUGGCAAAAGGCUGUUCAUGAUAAAUACAAGGAUGGAACGGUUGCAAAAUUAGCUAGCCAAGUAUCCAUUUAUUAUGAAAAUGCACAUGAGAUAGCAUUAAAUAAUACAGAAAUUGCAAAGUUAUUUGGGCAAGGAUGGCUUGUGCAUUUACAAGUAAAAUCUUGGCAUUUUCAAGCUGCUGCAGAGUUUAGAAAAUCAUCUGAAUGCAUGAGUCAGAAUAAAUAUGGAGAAGAAAUUGCUAGGCUUCAAGUUGCUCAAGAAUAUAUUAAAAAGGGAUUAGACCAAAAGAGAAACUUACGCGAAGCUGUUGCAAAAGACUUGGAGUCCGUACAGACAGCUGUCCAAUCAAAUUAUAAUAGAGCUCAAAAAGAUAAUGACAUUAUUUAUCUUCAAAUGGUUCCAUCUGCUUCUUCGUUAGCUUUAAUUGGUAAAGCUAAUAUGGCAAAUCCCAAUAUUCCACCAGAAGUCAAAGAUCCUAUUUCUUUGAUGAAUGAAAGAUCCAUGUUGGGCGUGCCUUUGUUUGUAAAACUUGUCCCUUAUGCAGUACAUCAAGCUCUUAGUGUAUAUUCAGAUCGUAAAGAAAAACUAGUUAGAGAUGAGAUUUUAUCCAAACUUCACGAAUUGAUAAAUAUUUGUAACAGUACAUUGCGGUCCUUAAAUUUGCCGGCAGCACUUAAUGAAUCAGAACAACGUUCAAAUAUACCAUCAUCAAUUUUAGCCAUGUCUCGAGAAGUUCGUAAUGAAGGAGGUUUAGCAAGAUUAAAUGCUAUGUUUGAUACUUUACAAGAUAAAUCUAAAAUGAUCUAUCAAACUUUGGAUGAGGCUCUUGCUUUUUUGGAUCAAGAAUGCACUGAUGAUGAAGAAUUUAGAAAUAAAUUUGGUGCAAAAUGGGCUAGACCUAACUCUCUAUCAAAAAAUAGAGAAUUGACUGAAAAAGCAGCAAGCUAUAAGAAACUUAAUGAUCAAGCUUAUAAGAGUAAUAAGGUUCUCCAAAAUGGAUUAGAACAACAAACAGAAGCUUUAGAUUUAUUGAGCUCUGAUCAAGAAAUGCUAGAAGAACGCAUUCCUUCAGAAUUUCAAUCAUCAGAACCAGAUAUGGAUGGAAUUAAAAAAAUCAAAGAUGAAUUAAGGGUUUUAAUAAAUCAAUCAUUUCAAAUUAUGAAAGAAUGUGAAACUAAAAUUCAAGAAGUGAAAAAGGCUGCAGAUUUAGAUGAUAUUUCACCUAUAUUACUUAAGGAAGCUGCAAAGAUAAGCUCAGCUAGUAAUACAUCUAUUAAACUUGAACCUGCUCAUUUUGAAGAUUUAUUUAUUGAACAGUUGAAAAAAUAUGAUAGCUUUUUAUCAACAUAUAAUAAAUUAUCUGAUGUGCAAGAAAAAGUUUUGGCAUCUAUAUCUGACAAGUUUGAAGAAUAUAAUAAAAAAAGAAGAAUCGCAUUAAAUAAUCCAAAUAGAGUUCAGUUUAUACAAAAUCUUGAAACUGGUUAUAAAUAUUUCACUAAUAUACUUCAACGAUUGCAGGAAGGAAUGGCGUUUUAUGCUCGUUCACAAGCAAAUGUAGAUGAACUUAAGCAAAAUUGUCAAGCCUUUUCCGCUAUUCGUAAAAAAGAAGCUGAACAUCUUGCAGAUGUACUUUCAGGAUCAAUGAAAAAUCUUAAUAUCUCACAACCUGCAUCUCCUCUAGUAUGGAAUAAAGGUAUGCAAAUAUCAUUCUCACCUACAUCGCAAGGAUAUUCAAGACCACCACCACCACCACCACCAAAAUGAUCUUAUCAAUAAUAUAAACUUAAUGUAGAAAAAAAAUUUUGAUAACUACUUAGAAUUAAACAGAAUAAUUUUUUUAAGAAAAAAAAAUUUAUAUUUA